AUGGGGCGGCGAUCCCCGGCGCUGCGGCCGCUGCUGGCGCUGCUGCUGCUGCUGCCGCCGCCGCUCCCUCAGGCGCUGCGCGGGCCAUACUGCCCCGGCCCCUGCAGCUGCGCCCCCGACGGCGCCCUGCGCUGCCCCGGGCCGCGGGCCGGCCUCAGCCGACUAUCACUCACCUAUCUCCCUGUCAAAGUAAUCCCAUCUCAAGCUUUCAGAGGACUUAAUGAGGUCGUAAAAAUUGAAAUCUCUCAGAGUGAUUCCCUGGAAAGGAUAGAAGCUAAUGCCUUUGACAACCUCCUCAAUUUGUCUGAAAUACUAAUCCAGAACACCAAAAACCUGGUAUACAUUGAGCCUGGAGCAUUUACAAAUCUUCCCCGGUUAAAAUACCUGAGCAUCUGUAACACAGGCAUCCGAAAACUUCCAGAUGUUACGAAGAUCUUCUCCUCUGAAUUUAAUUUCAUUCUGGAAAUUUGCGAUAACUUACACAUAACCACCAUACCAGCAAAUGCUUUUCAAGGGAUGAAUAACGAAUCCAUGACACUCAAACUAUAUGGAAAUGGAUUUGAAGAAGUACAAAGUCAUGCAUUCAAUGGGACAACGCUGAUUUCACUGGAGCUCAAAGAAAACGUACACCUGGAGAGGAUCCACAACGGAGCCUUCUGGGGGGCCACAGGGCCAAGCAUCUUGGACAUUUCUUCUACAAAAUUGCAAGCCCUGCCAAGCUAUGGGCUGGAGUCCAUUCAGACGCUAAUUGCCACGUCAUCGUACUCUCUGAAAAAAUUGCCAUCAAGAGAAAAAUUUACCAAUCUCCUGGAUGCCACAUUGACUUACCCCAGCCACUGCUGUGCUUUUAGAAACUUGCCAACAAAAGAACAGAAUUUUUCAUUUUCCAUUUUUGAAAAUUUUUCCAAACAAUGUGAAAGCACAGUAAGGAAACCAAAUAAUGAAACACUUUAUUCUGUCAUCUUUGCUGACAGUGAACUGAGUGGCUGGGACUAUGAUUACGGCUUUUGCUCACCCAAGACACUCCGAUGUGCUCCUGAACCAGAUGCUUUUAAUCCCUGUGAAGAUAUUAUGGGCUAUGACUUCCUUAGGGUCCUGAUUUGGCUGAUCAAUAUCCUAGCCAUCAUGGGAAAUGUGACUGUCCUCUUUGUUCUCCUGACCAGUCGUUAUAAACUGACAGUGCCCCGUUUUCUCAUGUGCAAUCUCUCCUUUGCAGACUUUUGCAUGGGGCUCUAUCUGCUGCUCAUUGCCUCAGUUGAUUCCCAAACCAAAGGCCAGUAUUAUAACCAUGCCAUAGAUUGGCAGACAGGGAGUGGAUGCAGCACUGCUGGUUUUUUCACUGUAUUUGCAAGUGAGCUUUCUGUCUACACCCUCACCGUCAUCACCCUAGAAAGAUGGCACACCAUCACCUAUGCUAUUCAGCUGGACCAAAAGCUGCGAUUGAGACAUGCCAUCCCGAUUAUGCUUGGAGGAUGGUUCUUCUCUACUCUAAUUGCUAUGCUGCCCCUUGUGGGUGUCAGCAAUUACAUGAAGGUCAGCAUUUGCCUCCCCAUGGAUGUGGAGACCACUCUCUCACAAGUCUACAUAUUAACCAUCCUGAUACUCAAUGUGGUAGCCUUCAUCAUCAUUUGUGCUUGCUACAUUAAAAUUUAUUUUGCAGUUCAAAAUCCAGAACUAAUGGCUACCAACAAAGAUACAAAGAUUGCUAAAAAAAUGGCGAUCCUCAUCUUCACCGAUUUCAUCUGCAUGGCACCUAUCUCUUUUUUUGCCAUCUCAGCUGCCUUCAAAGUGCCCCUUAUCACAGUAACCAACUCUAAAGUUUUACUUGUUCUUUUUUAUCCUGUCAAUUCUUGUGCCAAUCCAUUUUUGUAUGCGAUUUUCACAAAGGCAUUCCGAAGGGAUUUCUUUCUGUUGCUGAGCAAAUUUGGCUGCUGUAAACGUCGAGCUGAACUUUACAGAAACAAGGAUUUUUCAGCUUAUACCUCCAACCGCAAAAAUGUCUUCACUAAAUCAAAUAAGCCUUCUCAGUCUAUCUUGAAGUUGUCCACAAUGCACUGUCAAGAUACAGCUGUCCUAGACAAGAUUUGCAAUGGAAAGUGUUAA
Cynocephalus volans (Philippine flying lemur) is the source of this 2103-nucleotide messenger RNA. RefSeq names its product luteinizing hormone/choriogonadotropin receptor (gene LHCGR). The record is from RefSeq and is a predicted model, not a curated record. Gene Ontology annotation, biological process: phospholipase C-activating G protein-coupled receptor signaling pathway; male gonad development; ovarian follicle development. Gene Ontology annotation, molecular function: G protein-coupled peptide receptor activity; luteinizing hormone receptor activity. Gene Ontology annotation, cellular component: plasma membrane. NCBI's taxonomy places the organism in Eukaryota, Metazoa, Chordata, Mammalia, Dermoptera, Cynocephalidae. The coding region runs from base 1 to 2103 and encodes 700 amino acids. The transcript has 11 exons.